AGCUCAUCGGAUCCGAUGGAAGGUGGCAAAAAAAUCCCACUACUGGUAGAAUUCUUGAUCCUGAAUGCAGUCGAUGUAAUGCCACCCGGCUUCAAUACUGACAAUGUGUUUUCAAUCUUGAAUCCGGUUGACUACAAUGCAAAUCACCUCUGCAGUCCGGUGGCAACAUGCUCUGAUGACGAAGGAUCGCAGAAAACGCCUAUAAUCGAAGAAGUGGAGGGAGAAAACUCGCCAUCACUAAGCAGUUUGCAUGAUGGUACCUCUAAUGAUCGGCCUCCUAGGUUUUUGGAUGUAAUUCAUGAGAAUGAUGGAAUUUUGUCGUUCUCUGAUUCCGAUGAAGAACCUGAGCUUAUUCGCCGGCCGCUAUCUCGAUGUUCCUUCCGUUCUGAAACUUUGCGACAGCAGAACGAAGAAACCCUCACUAAAGAGGAUCAUCAUAACGAGAAAACCACUGCUAUACAAAAAGUUGAAGAACGAAAACAACCGGAUACUCCUCGAUCUCCAUGCUUAAAAAGAAUUCAUUUCCAAAGAAAGCAAGAACAAGUUCAACAGCGCAGCAGCGAACUGUUCAAAUAUGACAGCCGAUUGGAUGCAAAACCUGACAGAGUCAAGGAGGAGAAAAUUCCGGAAGAUCCUCCUUCUCGAAAAGAGUCUCGAGAGGAAGCAACACAAACUCCAGACUGUGGUCUGCCUCGACUCGGUGACUGUAAAGUUUGCUGA
Molecule: messenger RNA, 720 nt
Organism: Cylicostephanus goldi
Lineage: Eukaryota; Metazoa; Nematoda; Chromadorea; Rhabditida; Strongylidae
Source: the annotation of a GenBank genome assembly